UUGGAAAACAGUCAAGACGUGCCGCAGUAACCUCCAAGUUCCCCCCCCUCCGAACUUCGUAAUCAUGUUCCAAAGCAGUAUGUUUUAUGGGCAACGCAAUGCUGCAUUGGAGACUCAGGAACGUGUACCAUGGGUAGCCCCUGACGACGCUGAAGGAAGUGAUGUCGACGUGAGCCCUUUGGACAUUGACAGUGAUGAUGACGACCCUACCUACGUUCCUGACGAAGGCCUUACUCAGGACGAUGCCUUUGACCCUCCUAACUCUAGAGCUCGCAAGGUCAAUGUUGUUGUCCCUCAAGCGAUGCCUAUGGAAGAGGAAGGUGAGCCUAACCCUAAGAGGUCUCGUGCUGAUGAAUGGAAGAAGGAAGACAUUGAUAUCCGUGCCCUGCCCAACUUCAUUCAUCAGAAGCCUGACUAUUUGAGGGAACCUUAUGAAUAUUUCUCCCAGUUCUUCACAACUGAAUUGAGGGAACACAUUGUGUAUCAAUCCAACCUGUACUCAAGACAGAAGGAUGUAGGCAGCAACUUCCACAUGUCAGAAGAGGAUCUCAUGGUUUUCCUUGGCCUCAUCGUGUACAUGGGCCUGGUUCCUCUCCCUAGCAUAGUUGACUUCUGGGCCGUGAAGACCAGGAUUCCUCAAGUUGCAGACUUCAUGUCCAGGAACCGCUUCAAGGCAAUUCGAUCUUCCCUUCACUUCAGCGACAAUGACCAGGCAGCUGCAUCCCAAGAUCGGUUCUUCAAGGUGAGAGUCCCCUUCACCAAGGUCACCAGAGAGUUCCUGAAAGUUCCUGAGACUCCUAUCCACUCCAUUGAUGAAGUGAUGGUCGCCUAUAAGGGCACAAGGGCUGGUAACCUUCGCCAGUAUGUCGCAAAGAAGCCUGACAAGUGGGGCUUCAAGUUGUUCUGCCGCUCCAGUGUGGAUGGGUUUGUGCAUGAUAUUCUCAUGUACCAAGGGGAGACAACCUUUGUGAGCCACCAUACUAUGCUAUCUGAAGAGGAGAAAGCCAUGUCUGUAACUUCCAAGUUUGUUGUCGCCUUAGUGAAUACCAUCAAGGACCCCAGAAACUCAGCAGUGUAUGCAGACACUACUUCACAAGUAUAG
Molecule: messenger RNA, 1102 nt
Organism: Macrobrachium nipponense
Lineage: Eukaryota; Metazoa; Arthropoda; Malacostraca; Decapoda; Palaemonidae
Product: piggyBac transposable element-derived protein 3-like
Exons: 3
Coding region: 65-1102 (345 amino acids)
Source: RefSeq, a predicted model, not a curated record